CUAAUACCCAUCUUCAUUUAUUUUCUUAAAUAUUUUCACCUCUUUUUCUCUCAGUCGUCUUCUACUUACAUUUCUCUCAAAAUCGUUCAUUUUUCAAGAUAGCCAUCACAUUCCCUUCUCAAUUAAAACACUCUCUCUUCUUUGUUUUGCUUUGCAGAAUUAUUUUUAGUACUUUUUCUUUAUUUUUUUCUCAAUUAAUGAUUUUUUUGCUUCCAUGUCAAUUUUCAAUUUCUGCUACCGUAUUGUCCCCUGCCUUGCCGAUCCAGCAAGGAGAUCUUCAUUGGGGUUGAAAGCAGCAUUAGUGGUGUUGCAUAUUGUAUAUGCAGGGACUCUCUUUCUUUUUUAUAGUGAUUUGAUAGAGAAAACCAAAGAAGAGCCAUGGUACACUGCAAUAUAUCUGUUGCUGUUUGUUGCAGCAUUGAUUCAAUACUUUGUUACAUCGUGUUCUUCUCCCGGCUAUGUCCUUGAUGCAAUGAGGGAUCUGAAUGAGAAAAAUUCAUUAUAUAGAAGGUCAUCAAUGUUGUCAAAACAGCCUGCUUCAAGCAAAAGUGGAAGCUUUGUUAUCACUGUGGAAGGAAGUCAGUCUGAAAGAAAUAUUCCAGGAAGUAAUGUUACAUCGUGGACAAAGCUAGUUCUAGACAUGUAUCCCCCUGGAACAUCUAUUAGAACUUUGACAUGUUCAUAUUGUAACGUUGAACAGGAAAAUUGUCAGAGAUCAUGCGAACCUCCACGAGCAAAGCAUUGCCAUGAUUGUGACAAAUGUGUUCUUCAGUUCGACCAUCAUUGUGUUUGGCUUGGGACAUGCAUUGGCCGGGGAAAUCAUUGUCGAUUUUGGUGGUACAUUUUUGAAGAAACAGCGCUAUGCCUUUGGACUGGCAUCUUGUACAUCACAUGCUUGAAGGCUAACAUCUCAAGAGUUUGGUGGAAGGAUGCAAUUAUGAUCCUGCUAUUGGUUACUUUGUCAAUUGCCUUGAUUUUUCUCCUGCUGCUCCUCAUUUUCCAUAGCUAUCUUAUUCUGACAUAUCAAACUACCUAUGAACUCGUAAGACGUAGACGCAUUCCAUAUCUAAGAGGAAUUCCUGAACGAGUGUAUCCAUUCAGUAAAGGAGUCUGCAGAAAUUUAUAUGACUUUUGUUUUGCUCGAAGCAGCAUAUAUAGUUUGGAAAGAUUACCCACAGCAAUGGAACUUGAAGAAAAGUCAAGGCCUUACACAUGCUUAGAUUUUUUGACGGGCCGUUGUUGCUGAGGUUGUAAGGGCAUAUUGUAACAUUAAUGACAACAACUUCUAUCCCCAAAUUUGUUCUCUGAUAUCCAUGUGAAUGUGUGUGCCUGUGCAUCCAGUUGUUUUAGCUACAGCAUAUGGCAGUGCAGAUGGUUAAGUUGGAGCUUGUUGUGGGCUUUUAGAUUUUUGUAGUCAGUAGAAACUGGUUCUGUUGUUUUUUCUGCUUGGAAAAUUUCAGAAUGUUUUGUGUACGGAUUUUUCAUGCCCAGAUGAAAUCUAAGAUUUAUCUUUUUGCGAA
Messenger RNA from Populus nigra (black poplar), 1520 nucleotides. RefSeq names its product protein S-acyltransferase 10-like. The transcript is spliced from 12 exons. Gene Ontology annotation, molecular function: protein-cysteine S-palmitoyltransferase activity. The record is from RefSeq and is a predicted model, not a curated record. NCBI's taxonomy places the organism in Eukaryota, Viridiplantae, Streptophyta, Magnoliopsida, Malpighiales, Salicaceae. Bases 215 to 1246 code for a protein of 343 amino acids. Gene Ontology annotation, biological process: peptidyl-L-cysteine S-palmitoylation; protein targeting to membrane. Gene Ontology annotation, cellular component: Golgi apparatus; endoplasmic reticulum.